Lingula anatina is the source of this 529-nucleotide messenger RNA. RefSeq names its product hydroxysteroid 11-beta-dehydrogenase 1-like protein. Gene Ontology annotation, molecular function: oxidoreductase activity. NCBI's taxonomy places the organism in Eukaryota, Metazoa, Brachiopoda, Lingulata, Lingulida, Lingulidae. The record is from RefSeq and is a predicted model, not a curated record. Gene Ontology annotation, cellular component: intracellular membrane-bounded organelle.
GCCAUGCUCUAAGCAUACAGUGUUUAGAUACCCUAAGACGCUGGAGGCACGUUAACCAAGUUCCAAGAUGGGGCUGAAGUUGACUUUAAUGACGCUGGCCUUAUCUGCAGUGGUUGUUGCGUACAUUGCGAUGCAGUACGUUGACGAUUUUGACCCCGCUGAUGUGAAAGGUAAAAAUGUCCUAAUAACAGGGGCGUCAACUGGAAUAGGAGAACAGAUGGCGUAUCAUUUUGCCAAGAUGGGAGCAAACCUUGUCUUGAUUGCUCGAAGAGAACAUCUGUUGAAGAAGGUCGUAUCAGGAUGCAAGACGUUGUCCCCAAACUCCGAGGCGAAACACGUGUACCUCGUCUCUGACAUGGGAAACAUGGACAAUACGGAGAAAGUUAUACAGUUCGCAGAACAAACACUGGGAGGUUUGGACAUACUGAUGUUGAACCACGUUUUGUNAGAGAGAGAGAGAGAGAGAGAGAGAGAGAGAGAGAGCCCUACACACCCUCAUCUAAACACCCAUGCUUCAUUUAUCAGUUAA